This is a messenger RNA of Mesoplodon densirostris (Blainville's beaked whale), 475 nucleotides long. RefSeq names its product chromosome 19 C19orf33 homolog (gene C19H19orf33). The record is from RefSeq and is a predicted model, not a curated record. Lineage: Eukaryota; Metazoa; Chordata; Mammalia; Artiodactyla; Ziphiidae. The transcript has 4 exons. Gene Ontology annotation, cellular component: nucleus. The coding region runs from base 107 to 445 and encodes 112 amino acids.
UGAGUCAGGGCUAAGGACUCUGAACAAAGGUCUUGGGUAGGGCUCCUCAGAACUUCCGGGACCGUCCCCUGCCUCUGGCCCGGCAGACGUACCUUCUCUCACCACCAUGGAGGUCGAUCUGUCAGCAGCCCUCGAGUCCACUUCCAAGAAGCCCCAGGGGGCAGGCAAGGUGGGAGACCCCAAGCACGCCCCCGCCAAAGUUCAGGGAGCUGAUAACCUGAAGCAUCAGCACGGCCACGGCCAUGAGCACAGCCACGAGCACGGGAGCGCCUCAGAUUCCAGCAGCAGCUCCAGCGACUCAGAAAAUGAGGCGAAGCCUGGCGCGGCCGGCUCCGAGGAGCACAAAAGCGCCCCGGGGAAGGUCAAGAAGUCCAAGGUGAAAAAGGAGAAGAAGAAGAAGGAGGAGAAGAAGAAGGAGGGCAAGAAGAAGGAGGCUUCCCACUGACGGGCCUGGCCUGGGCUCAUUAAAACUUCU